AUGGCAAAUACAAUUUCCUGGAGCAGAGUGCUACUUCUCUCUCUCUUUUGGCUACAGCUCCUCUCUGUCAAUGGCUACUUUCUCGAUAAGUCUUGCGAACCCAUCGAACACAAGAUAGGGGUAUCCAUGCAUAAAGCAAGGGAAUCGGCCGAAGGUGCUCUUACGGAGCUAAACAAAAAGGAGGAGAACCAAAACACCCACGUCAAAGCCCUAAGAAAGUUGUUCUUCCGUGACAGAGAUAUGGCCAGGGUGAAAUCCACCUAUCAUUUCAUACCGUUCUUAACAGAGAUCAACAAGCCUCACACGCCUCAGGUGCAACAGCCAACUAUCUACUGUAAUCUAAACCGAUUUGAAGAGAGGCACGGGCCGCUUUAUGAUAAGCCAGAGGUGGAUUACCUUAUAGACCGUAAAGAGGGGAUUGUUCAGGAGCGGCUCGAGGGGUAUGAUAAGUGCAAGGACGGGAGAUCAAUGGCUUUCACGAGCAUCGUCAACAAGCCCGGAAGAAGAUACCUAUCAAUUCAGCUCUGCCCGUGGUACUUGAACCAGAUACUAGGUACCGAGUUCACAAAUGCUGAGGGUACCCUUCCCGAUGCCCAUGGCGCGAAAAAUUACGAUCCCAAAAGACAAUCUUCCAAGGAUGAUCCCGACGCAGACGUGUUCAGUAGCCGACUGGACUUUACUCUUUUGCAUGAGUUGGCACAUGCCCUGCCAGGCGGAUAUGAUCUCGAGGACGAUCCCGCGUAUGGAUGGCACAAAUGUAUGGCGCUUCCUACAGCGGAAGGAUGGAGGAAUCCAGAGUCAUAUGCGUUUCUUGCUUUGGGUGAGCCUAUUCGUGCCGUUGUACUGUUUAUUCCGGUACUAAUGAUAACCAGGUGUGCGUAG
This is a messenger RNA of Aspergillus versicolor CBS 583.65, 882 nucleotides long. RefSeq lists its product as uncharacterized. Bases 1 to 882 code for a protein of 293 amino acids. The transcript has 5 exons. NCBI's taxonomy places the organism in Eukaryota, Fungi, Ascomycota, Eurotiomycetes, Eurotiales, Aspergillaceae. The record is from RefSeq and is a predicted model, not a curated record. Gene Ontology annotation, molecular function: metallopeptidase activity.